AGAAUAUGAAGUAAAAUGACAUUGUUUACAACACUAAGACGACGAUGUGGAGACUUAGUUAGCAUGCAGCUGGUCAAAGUUUCCUUAUUUGCAGCAUCCAUGUCCCCCUUAAGCUGAAGUGGUGACAUUUGAGUGUUUGAGAUGGCUGGACAUGAUGAAAGAAAUUUCCGAACUUACUACUAUGAAAAGUUUGGCAUCGGAGGAGUGGAUGAAAAGAAAUCGCUGGAAAUUCUUCUGAAAGAACAACCACUUAACAUUGAAAAACUGAGACAGUUUUGUUUACGAUUCCAGGUCCCAGCCAUGUACAGGAUACACUUGUGGAAAGCCAUUUUAGGUAUUACUCCGGCUAACUCUAAAUCAGCAGACUUUGUAAUGAGUCAGCGCCGUCAACAGUAUGAAGAUCUCCGCCAUGCUCUCAUUGUCAUGAGGAGAAUUGACAAUCACACUUCCCCGGGAGAAGUCUACACAAAAAUGUUUCUCCUUCAAACUGGCAUAUUGUCAUUUGAAGAUCAUGAUUUGAAAAAUCCUGAGAAUCAAGCUCUAGUUUCCAUGGGAUCAUCAGUAAGUGGUAUUGUGGAGAAUGAUGUGGAUGGGUACUGGAUUACUACAAGGUUUUAUACACAGUUCAGCAAGUGUAAAGAAUCCCUACAACAACUGCCUGAAAAAACAAUACAGUAUCUGAAAAAGGAGGAUACAGACCAGCGCCUUUUCAACCACCUCAAUAAACAUGAUGUCUGGAGUUGUCUGCCCUUAGUUGACUGGUAUCGGCGGUGCUUCUCCAAUGUCCUUCCUGACACAUCAUUUGAAAGAGUGUGGGAUAAAGUAAUUGGAGGGUCCUGUAGUAUACUCAUCUAUGUAGCGGUGUCAAUAUUCCUAACCUUCAAACGUCCUCUGUUGAGCAUGAACAGCCGAGACGACAUGGUAAACUAUCUACUCAAAAUCCCUGAGGAUAGCGGUGAUGUCCUGGUAAUACAAGCUGUAGACCUGUGGCAGAAGCAUGGAGGGCAUAUGAUACAGACAAAGUCAGACUCACCGAUCUUUGUCGACAGGUCACCAUCUUAACACUAAACUUAUUGUUAACAUUGUCAGUUUGAGGAUAUCAGGACCAGAACUUCACCGUUCUUGCUUAUAUUAAGAUUUUGUCACCACAGAACCCAGAAGGCAGAUAAUAUUGUUAUUCUAUGGAAGGACUAAUGUGCCAGCACUAGUGUUACUCCAACUCUAUACUUGACAUAUGAAGACUUGGUUCAAAGUUGUUAUACUUUUUGUAUUAUAUAUAGCAUUAGUUCAUGUACCAGGUUCAGUUCUGGUCACGAUUAACUUACAAAGCUUGACCCAUUGUUGGAAUAGCAAGUAGUUUUGAUCAAAGAACAAAUUAACAUUUCCAUAGUUUUAAAGUACUUUGAAAGUUUUACAAUUUACUUUUGUACAAAUUUUUCUUUUAUGAAAGAAUAAUUGCAAAAUGUUAAACUUUAUAUACCACAGAUGUUUCAUAUUUCAAAUAGAAAAUCCAACUCUGAGAAACUCAUUAUUACAUUAAACUUAUUGAUAGUAAUGGUGUUAAGUUUGAAGCUGGUGUUACAAGGCAUGCUAAAUGAUUUCAUUAUACCACAUCGGUACAGAGCCUAGUCAAGAAUACAUGUAUCAAAAUGUUGAUUGAAAUAAAAUUGUUGACAAUU
Messenger RNA from Ylistrum balloti, 1679 nucleotides. Its product is annotated as TBC1 domain family member 7-like. Gene Ontology annotation, biological process: activation of GTPase activity; negative regulation of TOR signaling. The record is from RefSeq and is a predicted model, not a curated record. Lineage: Eukaryota; Metazoa; Mollusca; Bivalvia; Pectinida; Pectinidae. Bases 142 to 1062 code for a protein of 306 amino acids. Gene Ontology annotation, molecular function: GTPase activator activity. The transcript is spliced from 7 exons.